This is a messenger RNA of Heterobasidion irregulare TC 32-1, 1269 nucleotides long. RefSeq lists its product as uncharacterized. The coding region runs from base 1 to 1155 and encodes 384 amino acids. Lineage: Eukaryota; Fungi; Basidiomycota; Agaricomycetes; Russulales; Bondarzewiaceae. The record is from RefSeq and is a predicted model, not a curated record. The transcript has 7 exons.
AUGUUCGCUGCGCUCCGCCGACUGCGAACGCUCAACGGCCCGCUGAUACGCUUCAACACCACCGCAGCCGCUGCCCAGCAGCCAACCCCCCCGCCAGCCGCACCCAGCAGCUCACCCUCAGACGCAGACGCGACCGCCUCCGCGAAAAAGCGAAGACGGCCCCGCAAAAAAUACGCCAGGCAGCGUCCCUCCAUCACCCUCGAGCGACCGCGCGAUUGGUGCCGCCCCGUCGCGCCGGGCGUGCUUCCCGCGUACGACGAGGCGCUGCGCUACAUUGCCGUCGACUCGCGCAGCAUCAAGCACGAGGCCCAGGCGCUCGCGGCGACCCUCGACGGCGGCAGCGUCCCGGCCGACGAGGCGCAAGACGCGCGCGCGCGCCUGGAGACACUUGAGAUCAUGUCCGAGGUGAACCUCCCGUGGGUCAGGCACCUCGUCGAGAAGAGGUGGAGGGAGGACGGCGCGCUCGAUCUUUUGAUGGAGCGUAUUCACCAGAUGAACGUCGUCCCCGAUCUGAUUCCAGACCUCCGCCCCGGAUUUGACCUCCGCAUCACGUUCCCCGAGCCCCCGCCCGAGAGCGUGUACCUCCGCACGCGUGUCAAGCGGCGCUACGUAGCCAUCGAGCCCGGUAUCUUCCUGCACAACGAGCAGACCAAGAAGGCGCCGCGGCUCUACACAACCGUAUUCCACACAGACGAGAGACUGUACACUAUGAUGCUAGUCGACCCAGAUGUCCCGGACGAGGAAACCCGGUCGUUCACGACCUACCUCCACUGGCUCCACCCGAACAUCAGCCUCUCCAGCGGCGCGCCGACGCCCCUCCCGCUGACGGCCACGCACACGCCCUAUGUCCCGCCGCACCCCGCGCAGGGCACGCCCUACCACCGCUACGUCCUGCUCUUCCUCCCACAGGCGUCCCCGACCGAGCGCAUCCGCGUCCCGCAGCUCGAGCGCCGCGGGUUCAACGUGCGCGAGUUCGCGCAGACGCACGGACUCCAGCUCGAGGGCGGCGCCGCGCACAUGUGGCGCGCGGUGUGGGACGAGGAGGCCGCGCGCGUGUGGGACCAGGUGCUCAAGGUGCCCCAGCCGCGCUUCGGGCACCUGCCGAGGCCGGACCCAUACGCGGAGGUCAAGAGCAAGGGCAAGUACAUCGCGUAGCGCGCGCCAAGCCGCCUCGUUAAUCUACACGCUUCCUACGCUGUUAUUAUACUACUACUUUGCCCGCCUCGCGCGGAGCGUUCUUCAACCAAUAAAUCUCCAAAAUAAGGUAGG